AUGGUGCCAGUCAAGGAGACUUUGGAUUUAAUAUCUGCACAUUUUCGGAACGAUGUCACAGAACUUUUCCGACACUGCUUAACCACCACUUAUUUCCAAUGGAACAAGGAGUUUUAUGAACAAGUUGACGGGGUAGCCAUGGGAAGCCCAUUAAGCCCGGUCAUAGCAAAUUUUUUCAUGGAAAAGUUUGAACAGCAGGCAUUAAAUACUGCCCAAAAGAAGCCCAAGUGUUGGUUCCGCUACGUGGACGACACAUUUGUAAUAUGGAGCCACGGCGAAAAGGAGCUUCAAAUCUUCUUGGCGCAUCUCAAUUCCAUUAACAAUAAAAUAAAAUUUACCAUGGAGACAGAAAAGGACGGCAGGUUGGCAUUCUUAGAUGUGCAGGUAGAAAGGCGACCAAAUGGAAAAUUGGGUCAUAAAGUUUAUCGAAAACCCACUCACACGGAACGUUACCUGAACAAAUUAUCUAAUCACCAUCCGAGACAGAAAAUGGGGGUAAUAAAAACCUUAAUGACAAGGGCUAAUCGGAUUAGCGAACCCAAGUACCUGCGUGAAGAGAUUAAUCACUUGACCAAUUCCCUGAAAAAUAACGGAUAUACCACCUCUGAAAUACAAAAAGCUAUGAAAAAUAGAAGAUCUAAGACAAGAGAUACGACAGAGGAACCUCAAGGGAAGGUACCACAAAGAGAAGCGUUGAAACUAGACUAA
This is a messenger RNA of Cylas formicarius (sweet potato weevil), 708 nucleotides long. RefSeq lists its product as uncharacterized. Lineage: Eukaryota; Metazoa; Arthropoda; Insecta; Coleoptera; Brentidae. The record is from RefSeq and is a predicted model, not a curated record. The transcript is spliced from 2 exons. Bases 1 to 708 code for a protein of 235 amino acids.